AUGGCAAGAACUCUCCGGGCAGCCCCUUGCUGCAUGAUCCUGUGGCUUUUUGUGGGCCUGUCCAACUCCUUCUGUGGAACAGGAGGUGGCUUUUCUGCAAGGACGUCCUCAUUGCCAAGACGGGCCGAGAUCGACCCGGUCACGGAGAAAUUCUUGUUUUUUUCGGUAUCAGGUGUGGCCGGCUUCCUCGUCUCGUCCUGGGUUAAAGACAUGCAGACGGCACAAACGUCGCUCAGCGACGUGAGGAAGGAGGUGAAUGACGUGAAGAUGGAGGUGAAUAUGCUGGCGUUGAACACCACCUUUCGCCUGGCUACUUUGGAGAAGGAGGUGAAUGCGCUGGACAAGAAGAUGGACGAGAAGAUAGCGAAGAUGGACGAGAAGACCGAUCGCAACCAUGCACAACUGGUUGAGAUGAUCGCGGCCAGAAAACGUCCUUGGAUUCGCUAA
Molecule: messenger RNA, 447 nt
Organism: Cladocopium goreaui
Lineage: Eukaryota; Dinophyceae; Suessiales; Symbiodiniaceae
Source: the annotation of a GenBank genome assembly